ACUGCUUAACGUGACAGAGAUGUACCUUGCCCAAUGUGGACAGCACCCCCGCCAGGUGGACAUCCCUGACAAGCGGGACCUGAAGAUGGUCAGUGGAUACGACCUCCUGGACAAACUGUCCCGGCGCCGGAUGUACGCCCGCUCCAACGUCCGGGAAAAGUCUUCCCUGUCCGACCACUGCGACCAGCAGGACAUCAUCAUCAGUCUGGACGGCGUGGGGAUAGAGGUGGAGGGCCUCGGACUGAUGGAGCGAACCAGCAUGGACCAUCGGCGCUCCCGGACCAUGCCCAGCUGGUUCGAGGAUAACAGGUCGUCUUACCAGCACCACGCGGACUAUCUAAAGAAGCUCUCCACUCUACGGGAGGAACUUAUUCUACAGGAACAAAACCACCUAGCCAACGCACUAGACAGGUUGCGCAUGCGUCAGUAUGGUAAAGACAAUGCGCUUGCGCGGAGUAGGCCGAAGGAGUACCCGCCGGACACCCGUCGAUCUCUUGUGACCACCAUUGAACAUUUCCAGAAAAUGAGACCAAAGAAAUCUCCUCCACAUAUAUCCCCGCUAGAGGGAAAACAGAUCCUAGAACCACAAACUUACAAACCGUCCAGAAGUCCACAGCUUUCAGACAAGGCUAUGGCGUCCCAGCGACUGCUGGAUGACAAUAUACGAUCAAAUCUCCAGAGGAUACCGCAAACAAUCGCCCAGCCGACAUCGAGUAUCCCUAACAUAGGACGCAAGUCAAUCUCAAAGAGCAAAGAACUGGUGUUGGAUGGUUCCCCGAUCCACAAACGGCGACCCGCGCCGUCACGAGAGGGCAGAGAUCAACCGGAAGUCAAUCCAUUCAAGGCCGUUUACAAGGGUAAUAACGGAGCGCGUCUACGGCGACUAGUGAGACCAGACUCUGAUGAGCUGGACUUGCGUGCUCACGCAAUUAAGUUUGAAAGUUUAAGUGAUAAAGACAGAAUAAAUUUGGACAAACUGAAGGAGUUAUACUGCAUAUACUAUCUUCCCACGAAUACACCUACAAACGCUUCAGACGACGAGGAUUCGUUCGAUUUACCGGAGGACAGACUGGGGCAGGAACCCGUCAGCUUUCAGCACGACAAAAAGAAACGUUUGACUCUGUUAGAGGGUAAAGCCAGAUUAUCCCAUCCUGAGGGAGGAGGGGACAUGUCUCCGCGGAAACAUCCGGUAGAACAAAACAGUAAUAGAUUUUCGGACGACCUGACGUUAAACGGUCAGGGAUUCCGAGACCAUGACGUCACGCCGCCGGCGGAGGGAGAGGGGUUUUCUAUAUAUGGCGAUACAAUAUCUCAUCCCCAGAGGAAACAAAUCGUCGUAGACAUGCCAUCCAUUGUUUUUAAUAAUGCUACGCCGGUGCAUGACGAGUCCGAGGUUUUGGAGCGGAAGCGGCGAUCCGUGCUCCGUAAGACGUUCAAACAGAACGAGAUCCGACAGCGAGAACUACGCAAUCUCAUCGAUGACGUACGAGAAUUGAACAAGCGCAGUGACGAACUCAAUGAGUCGAUUAAGUCCGCAUCGGACUAAAACUAAGUGAAAUUGGCUGGACUAUGUUUUCCAAUAUGCCAGACACAUCACGUUACAAAAUAACUAUGUUUAGCAAUGCCAUGCUUCAUCUAGUCAUUCCAAAGUUGCAUUACAUUUAUUUAUUUAUGAUUUUUGUACAUUCAUAUGAAAAAUGAAUUUCCUGACUUUUAAUUCCGUAAUAAAAUGCUUAGAAUACUUGUA
Magallana angulata is the source of this 1747-nucleotide messenger RNA. RefSeq lists its product as uncharacterized. The transcript has 2 exons. Bases 20 to 1546 code for a protein of 508 amino acids. NCBI's taxonomy places the organism in Eukaryota, Metazoa, Mollusca, Bivalvia, Ostreida, Ostreidae. The record is from RefSeq and is a predicted model, not a curated record.